GCGACACAAUGCAGUCUGAUGAGUUGCAAGUGCAGCUUAAGUUAUUAAACGGAGAGCUGAAAUUACAGGUUAGAGGAGCGAGGCGGAUUAAAGUAUUUUUACCGCAAAGCCACGGAGCAAAGGCGCUGAUCUGAAACGGAGAGCUUGGAGACGGAGGGAAGGUGAGAGGACAGAUUGAGGAGGAUCUGGUGGCAGAGAGCUGCUGCCUUCUCCUCCAGAUCUCCGCGGCCUGUGGGCCAGCAUGAAGCAGCCACCAUGGGCUUUCUGGAAAACUACCAGGAGAUCGACCCCGUCACUCUGAACCUUUGCAUCCUCAUCGCCAGCUACGUUAUCUUGCUCCUGGUGUUCCUCAUAUCCUGUAUCAUGUAUGACUGCCGGGGCAAAGAUCCCACCAAGGAGUACGCUCCGGACCCGCAGCCCAGCCAGUCCCCCAUCAGGCUGGUGGUGAUGCAGAGCUCCUCGGCGCCGAUGGGCCGGUGGGACACGGCCAACAUGAUCACCACCUACCACGAACCGUCGCACUCGGACUUCAGGGAGAAGAAGAGCACGAUGGUGUGAAGGACACAGAGCUGAUAAACUCUGUACAUGCCUCACCUUUUUUUUUUUUUUUUUUUUUUUUUGCUUUUUAUUGCUGUACAUACUCGUUUGCUUUUACAUGUUGCUGUUUUGUGCCGGGACAAUGCUUGGAUUUGACCUGCACAGGACCAGA
Molecule: messenger RNA, 709 nt
Organism: Gambusia affinis (western mosquitofish)
Lineage: Eukaryota; Metazoa; Chordata; Actinopteri; Cyprinodontiformes; Poeciliidae
Product: small integral membrane protein 36-like
Exons: 1
Coding region: 256-558 (100 amino acids)
Source: RefSeq, a predicted model, not a curated record